Pecten maximus is the source of this 4747-nucleotide messenger RNA. Its product is annotated as glucose-6-phosphate isomerase-like. Gene Ontology annotation, biological process: glycolytic process; gluconeogenesis; glucose 6-phosphate metabolic process. The record is from RefSeq and is a predicted model, not a curated record. Gene Ontology annotation, molecular function: glucose-6-phosphate isomerase activity; monosaccharide binding; carbohydrate derivative binding. Bases 69 to 1745 code for a protein of 558 amino acids. The transcript is spliced from 17 exons. Lineage: Eukaryota; Metazoa; Mollusca; Bivalvia; Pectinida; Pectinidae. Gene Ontology annotation, cellular component: cytosol.
AGGAUAAACGACGAAGGAUCCAAAAUGAGGACGUGAAGGUCACUUUGGUUUCACAUUGCACCGAUAGAAUGGCGGAUAUUCAACGAGCUCAAUUGACUUCAGAAGCAUCAUGGAAAAAGUUGCAAAACUACUUUGACAGCAAUGGAUCAACAAUUAAUAUGCUUCAAAUGUUCAAAGACAACCCGAACCGCUUUGAAAAAUUCAGCACCACACUUAAUACUAAGGAUGGAGACCUUUUAUUGGACUACUCCAAGAACCUCAUCAAUGAGGAAGUGAUGCAAAUGCUGUUCGAUCUGGCUCGGGACCGGAAAGUGACAGAAAUGCGGAAAGCCAUGUUUGGUGGGGAGAAAAUCAACUUCACUGAGAGCCGAGCUGUCUUACACAUUGCACUCAGGAACAGGUCCAACGAACCUGUCAUGGUGGAUGGAAAAGAUGUGAUGCCUGAUGUCAAUGGUGUUUUGACACACAUGCGUGAGUUCUCGGACGCAGUUCGUAAAGGCGAGUGGAAGGGUUACACUGGGGCGGCCAUCACUGAUGUCGUCAACAUUGGCAUCGGUGGAUCCGACUUGGGACCAUUAAUGGCGACUGAGGCACUGAAGCCAUACCAGAAUGGCCCGGAUGUCCAUUUUGUGUCGAACAUUGAUGGUACACACAUGGCCAAAACACUAAAGAAACUUAAUCCAGAAACUACUCUCUUUAUCAUCGCUUCAAAGACAUUUACGACACAAGAAACGAUCACAAAUGCUACAUCAGCUAAGAAGUGGUUCCUGGAGGCUGCCAAAGAUCCUUCACAUGUUGCAAAACAUUUUGUGGCUCUGUCAACUAAUGCAACGAAGGUCAAGGAAUUUGGAAUUGAUGAAAAGAACAUGUUUGGCUUUUGGGAUUGGGUAGGAGGACGAUACUCACUAUGGUCAGCUAUAGGCAUGUCCAUCGCCCUCCAUGUCGGUAUGGACAAUUUUGAAGAAAUGUUGGCUGGUGGACACUUCAUGGACAACCAUUUCUGUACAGCUCCUAUGGAACAAAAUAUCCCCAUUCUCCUGGCACUCUUAGGAAUAUGGUAUAACAACUUCUACAAAGCUGAGACACAAACUCUUCUGCCGUACGAUCAGUAUCUACACAGAUUUGCUGCCUACUUCCAACAAGGUGAUAUGGAGAGCAACGGUAAAUACAUCACACGGAGUGGUCAAAAGGUCGACUACAAGACUGGACCGGUCAUCUGGGGGGAACCUGGCACCAACGGUCAACACGCAUUCUACCAACUCAUACACCAAGGUACCCGACUGAUCCCAUGUGACUUUCUGAUGCCUGUGGAGACACACAAUCCUAUACAGGACGGCCUCCAUCAUGAGAUUUUGAUGGCUAACUUCCUCGCUCAAACAGAGGCCCUGAUGAUGGGAAAGACGUCAGCUGAAGCACGUGCAGAGCUCGAGAAGUCCGGCAUGAGUCAGAAAGAUUUGGAACAUAUACUUCCUCAUAAGGUAUUCGAAGGCAAUAGACCCAGUAACUCGAUCCUGUUCCAGAAACUCACUCCGUUCACCUUAGGAGUCCUCAUAGCCAUGUACGAGCAGAAAAUAUUUGUACAAGGUACAAUCUGGGACAUCAACUCGUACGACCAAUGGGGAGUUGAACUGGGUAAACAACUUGCGAAGGUUAUCCAGCCUGAACUGGCAGGGAAGGAUCCGGUGUCCAGCCACGAUUCCUCAACAAAUGGUCUAAUCAACUACAUCAAGAAACACUCAUCCUAAACACAGCAGGGGUCAAGGUCACAGGGCCUACCCAAGGUCAAGGUCACAUGAACACUUGAUUGUCUCCCUUUGAUUGACCAGGUUGAUCUGUUUAGUCAAUGUUUGAAUAAUUAAAACCGAAGAAAGCAGUUUUAAUUUAGCAUUAAAAUGGUGGUUUUUGUUUUGUGGAACUCUUUGCAAGUGUCCAAGGUACUGUAGCUAGUAUCAAAGAAUUCAGAAUCUCUAAAAAAAAAAAAAGAAACCCAAAAACUUCUUGUUUCAUAACAGGAAAUUGCUAUUUGAUUAUAAUUUUCUGUGUUUUACAUGACUUUCAAAUGCUAAAUGUAUUGUAUAUGUACAUGUGUACCAUACCUGCAUGUCGACUAUUUGAAUGUGGGCAGUAAGUGUGUGGUGAGGGUUUAUAACUGUAUUAACAACCUUGACUCUCUGAUAAAAUAGCGGUGCAAUAUUUUUUACGUGAGCUGUUCUAUGAAAUGUAUUUAUUUAAUUCAGUACAGAUACAAAAUCAAAGAAAAAUUCAGAUAUAACUGUUGCAAAUGAUAAUGACAAAGAUUCUACCUAAAAUUGAAAUGGUUUAAAUGUAUCGUGUUGACGUGGGAGACAAAUGUUCGGGAGCAUUUCAAACGGGAAUGUUUGUACAGAAAUAUUUUUUUUUUUUUUUUUUGUAUUACACUGACCAUGACCAUAAACAUAGCAAUUGAAUUUGAACUUAGCUUGAAAAAUUCACCUCUUAAUGAUUUUGUCGGCAAUCACAAACAGAAGUAAUAAUUGAACAUGUAUGGUGUUUAAAAGUUUCUUUCUGUGACAGUUCACCGAUAAAUAUAAAAUUAAUAUGAAAGAUUUGGUAAAAUUACACAAGUGAAAUCUCCAAAAAGUGAAUCCAAUCUAUGUAAGCUCUCCUUACGAAUUCAAAGGUUGAAAACUUCUCACCAUUGUGAACUGUAAUGCAUUCAGCCUUGUGUUCACCCAUAAAUUCUAACUAAGAAUCCGGAAACAAAAGUCAUGAAUGCUAUGAAUUGUGGAUUUUCAGUUUUGACAAUUACUCAAUUCUUAUAAUUAAACAAGUUUGAUAUGUUCCAAAGAUGUGGGGGUUAUUUCUGUUUGAAAGUUCAGAAGACAAAUUUGGCAGGGCUUCAGGCUGAAAAAAAAUGUUAAAUUUGUUACGAAAAGAAUUUUGUUUUGUUUAUAUGUUCACUAUGUUUAAGGCUUUACUUCUAUCGUUUGAUGAAUCGUAGAUUUUCGUGCUAUUUGUUGCCCCUUAUUGUUGUCUAGUGUUAAACUAACUCCAAGAUGUACAUGUGGAUUCUGUGUGUCUUGGUUUAAAUAUGAUAUAGAACAGUUUUCUGCACAGAUAAGGCACCUUAAUUAAGUUCAUACAUAUUUUACAGUAAAUGUUACUUUUGUCAACAGGUUCUAUUUCUUGUAGUAAAGGGAUUAUUUUUCACUAUUUUUCGAGGAAAAAAUAAAAUAACAAAAUAAACAUAUUAAUUUGAUAGAAUAAAUCUAAUGAAAGUAGGAGCAGUUUAAAAAUUGAUGAAAAUUAUGAGCAGUUUUAUAAUUUUUAUUUUCAUUUGGAUUUAUUUGUCAUUAUUUUUGAGGGUGGAAUAAAAUUGGAAAAUAUGGUUAUAUUGAAAACAAAUCAGUAGAGGAAAUUAACAGCAGUUUCAUAAUUUCCGCAAAGAAUACUUCCUUUACCUUCAAACUUUUAUAGGUAAAUCUGUGAAAAUUUUAUCAUGUACAAUGUCUAUGAAAUGAAGUUGUAAGUAUGAAUACUAGUUCAGUUGUCCUUUAGUAAGGUAAAAAAGCUUACAGUAGAUCUCGCUUAGUUUAGUCUGUUUUACCUAAGGCCAGUAUGUGCAGACAACAUUGAAGAAAGGUUAUUGUAGGAAUAUGUCAGACCAGACACACUUGAUAGUUAUGAUGGGCAGUAGGACAUAUUAAGAUAGGCUGAUGUAGUACUAACCUUUAUAUCAUUACUAACUUUAACACUGCUUUAUUCAUAGUUAGUAUUAUUGGUAGUAAAUCUGUAGCUGAAAAUGUUAAUUUUCUGGAUGAAUUUCAUUUUGGUAACAAAGUUUAUUAUUAGACUUUAGUCAUAUUUUCUGUCUUUUCAUGUAAUAUACAUGUAUAAGGUUUAUAAGAGAUAGGUUUAAGUGGAAAACUUACCAUACAUUCUGAAACAGAACUUUUGAUGGUUACAGACUGAGGUCUUUCCAUAUUGUAUGUAUUUAAAUAUUUAUAUUCUAAACUAAAAAUUAUCUUUAGUGGGUAUAUGAUGUUAUUAUAAGAUGCAAUUGCUAAAAUGUAUAUUGUCAUUUGUGGCGAUAUUAUGUGCAAAUCUAAUCUAGGUAAAGGUUAAUCAACCGAGAUUUUGUUACGAUGGUUGUUUGUUUAUUUAAGUUUUUGUUACCAAAAUCAUGUAUUAAAAUCAUAAACGUUUUAUUAAAAACCUAGAUUGGCCACUUAACGAGAAAAGUGGACUUUUCUGUAAGUAAGGUCGUAAACUUCUUUGUCGUUGAGACUUAUUGAACAUUUUUGUUAUGCAUUGUUAUUGCAAAAGUCCACUAAAUACUAUUUAGACAAUAGAUAUGUUUUAAUCAAACAUUUGGAAUUUAUUUCAAAAUUGCAAAUAUUCUUGAAAUAUUGUACACAAGUUUUGACAAGAGGGCUAAUUUACAUGGUGCAAAUAAUUGUGUGGCAAACAUGGUGCAAAUAAUUUUCUGGAAAAAUGUGGUGCAAAUAAUGUGUGAUGCUAUGGUGUUAUUAUUGAUAAUGUACUUAAUGUCUCUUGAAUUGUGAGGUCAGCUAUUUGUUGUUUCUGUGAUCUGAUAAUAUUAGAGGGUAUGUGUAGUACAGUUCUAAUGGUUUAGCUUGUAACUUAAAAAUCUUUAUUUUUAAUUACAUGUAUGUAUAUAAAUAUUUCGUAAAGUCCCAAAAGCAAAUGGCUUACAUAGUUAUGUGUAUCAAUUAUUAAUCUGGAAAUAAAAUGCACUAUAAGCACA